Messenger RNA from Siniperca chuatsi (mandarin fish), 972 nucleotides. RefSeq lists its product as uncharacterized. The record is from RefSeq and is a predicted model, not a curated record. Bases 196 to 813 code for a protein of 205 amino acids. NCBI's taxonomy places the organism in Eukaryota, Metazoa, Chordata, Actinopteri, Centrarchiformes, Sinipercidae. The transcript has 3 exons.
GAAGAAAUCACCACGUUAAACUGCCGCCAACAUCUUCACUGCAGCGUCAGAAAGUACGACUUCGCACGACACCUCAGUCCUGUCGCAUUGUUCGCACUCCCGUCGCCCUCUAGUCACCUGCUAUUUGCAUCUGUCUCUAUCUAGUCGAGUUCGUCACGCUCUCCUCGCGCUCUGGUCGAGUUCGUCAAGUUCGUCAUGUUCUCUGCAUGCUCUAGUCAUGUUCGUCACGCUCUGGUCGAGUUCGUCACGCUCUGGUCGAGUUCGUCACGCUCUCCUCGCGCUCUGGUCGAGUUCGUCACUGUUUCGUCGCCUGUUAGUCGAGUUCGUCGCGCUCUGGUCGAGUUCGUCGCGCUCUGGUCGAGUUCGUCGCGCUCUGGUCGAGUUCGUCGCGCUCUGGUCGAGUUCGUCACUGUUUCGUCGCCUGUUAGUCGAGUUCGUCGCGCUCUGGUCGAGUUCGUCGCGCUCUGGUCGAGUUCGUCGCGCUCUGGUCGAGUUCGUCGCACUCUGGUCGAGUUCGUCACUGUUUCGUCGCCUGUUAGUCGAGUUCGUCGCGCUCUGGUCGAGUUCGUCGCGCUCUGGUCGAGUUCGUCACUGUUUCGUCGCCUGUUAGUCGAGUUCGUCGCGCUCUGGUCGAGUUCGUCGCGCUCUGGUCGAGUUCGUCGCGCUCUGGUCGAGUUCGUCGCGCUCUGGUCGAGUUUGUCGCGCUCUGGUCGAGUUCGUCACGCUCUGGUCGAGUUCGUCACUGUUUCGUCGCCUGUUAGUCGAGUUAAAUCGCGCUCUGGUCGAGUUCGUCACUGUUUCGUCGCCUGUUAGUCGAGUUUGUCGCGCUCUGGUCGAGUUCGUCGCGCUCUGGUCGAGUUCGUCGCGCUCUGGUCGAGUUCGUCGCGCUCUGGUCGAGUUUGUCGCACUCUGGUCGAGUUCGUCACUGUUUAAAUCGCCUGUUAGUCGAGUUCGUCGCGCUCUGGUCGAGUU